Messenger RNA from Emiliania huxleyi CCMP1516, 1488 nucleotides. RefSeq lists its product as hypothetical. The record is from RefSeq and is a predicted model, not a curated record. NCBI's taxonomy places the organism in Eukaryota, Haptophyta, Isochrysidales, Noelaerhabdaceae. The coding region runs from base 1 to 1488 and encodes 495 amino acids. The transcript is spliced from 3 exons.
AUGCCUGUUGAGAAUUCUUUCUCGAUCCAUAAAAAGCGGGAGUGCUCGUUCGCGCGAAAACCGACCGAAAUGUUUAACAUGCUCCGAGCUGCUUGGGAUACGCUCUGCGUAACCUCGCAGCAGGGCCGGCGUUUUUUCGCGCAGUCCACGCCGGCGAUCGAGUGCCGUGAGGACGUGCUUCUGUCGCCGCCGGCGCCGCGGGUGUUGCAGUUCUCGCCGCCCACCGACCACCAGCUGAAGCGCUCCGGAAGGAAGCUCAGGGGCUCAGGCAGCAGCUCGGGCGCGCCUUCGCGCCAGCAGCGCACUGUCGCGCCGUCGCAAGAGCAGCACCGCCGCAGAUCGCGGCGUCCGACGCGUCAGGAGCUCAUCGCGGGACAGCACCCACCGGCGCCUCUCCCGGCCAUCACAAAGCGCAGGCCCGCGAUGAAGCGCUCGUCGCAGCAGCAGCCCAAGCGGCCGCCUUCGCGCCGAUCCCCGCAGCCGUCGGACAGGCCGGCGCCCCUGCGCCGGCGGUCGAGCCGCGUGACCGCAGGCGGCGAGGGAGGACCGGCGCAGCCUUCUCCCGAGCCGGCCUCACUGCCGCCGGUGGACAGCGGUGCGUGCCUCGACGACGGAAGCUCUAUCGUCGCCGAGCCCGUCGCGCUGCCGGCGUCGCUCUCGCGCGGCUACCUCGCCACGACCGCCGCGGCGGCGAGGAUCCUCGAGGCGGCACCUGCCCUCGACGAGGGCCCGACCCGCACGGCGGCCCAUGGCGCUGCUUGCACUGGCCAGCCCGCGGCGGGUUCGACCGAGGAGGUUCUGAUCGAGGAGGGAGCGGCGGAGGAGGAGGCGUCGCCGCAGUGGCUCGACGCCGAGCCGUGGCCUGCCAAGGCCUCGUCGCUGCGUUUCGGGUCGCUGCGGUUGGAGUCCCUGCCUCCGCUUCCGCCGGCGGUGGUGCGCGCCCUCGCAUCGCGCGGGAGCAACUCGCGCAAGCGGCCGGCAGCGACGCAGCUCCGCCCGCCCGCCCGCAGCCACUCCUCGCGCGGCCGCCUGGCGGCGCUCGGCGUAGCCGCGUCCUCUCGGGCGAUGGCCAGCGCCGUCCUUCCCUCGCCGGCAGCGCGGCGCCUCGUGCGCAAGCGCAACGUGAGCUGGGCGAAGAGCGACUCGCUGUGCAGCAUCCGCUUCUACGUGCCCGAGGAGGAGGGAGGCCGCCCGCUCGACUCUUCGCCCGCCCCGACGCCGCCCGAGAGCCCGACCAAGCGCGCCAAGCGGCACGCGAACGGCUGCUUGAUCAACUCGCCCCCGAUGCGCAGCCGCAGGGAGUCGCAGCCCGGCCUCCUGCUCGCCAAGCGGACUGCGCGGCACCUACAGUGGGCGCAGCUGCAGCGGAACGCCCCUGCCAAGCGAGGCGGCCCAUCGAACUCACCGCCGCACCGGCCGACGAGCCGUGGCCAAAUCGCCGCGCAACUAGCGGCGGCGGCGAGCGCGCCGGAUGUGGACCCUUCCUAG